GGAGAAGACUUCUGUUUCCAUUCCAGAAGUGAACUUCCAUGGAGAAGCCAGCAACACCAGGUGCAGCUGUUUCUAGGCCUGCAACCACAUUUGUACAAACCGACACAAACACUUUCCGAGAGAUUGUACAGCGCUUAACAGGUCCAUCAGAAACUGAUGCAUCACAGGAAGGCUCUCUCGACAGAGUUGGGAGCAUGAAGACAAAGAGGCCAACAGUUUCACUGCAUGAGAGAAGGCAGUGCUGCACAAGGCAGAAGCUUAAGAUAGUUAAACCCACCAUCCACUUCAAACCUGGUUCAUCAACAGACCAACAUUCCUCACUCUCCAAAUCAAUCACCAAUUCUGAUGCCAUCUUAAGUCCGCUGGGAACCCCUACUUCAAAUUUCUCGAAGCUUUCCAUAAUUGAGCUACAAAACAAGGAACACACACCUCCACAGUUAAAUAGUCAAGAAGAAGAAAGAGCCAUAAGAGAAAGGAGAUUCUAUCUGCAUCCGUCUCCCCACUCUGGGCCAGGGUCUACUGAACCAGAGUUAUUAAAUUUAUUCCCUUUAACUUCUCCUCAGGCAAGUGAAGGAUCAUAAAUCCAGCAGUAAACCUUGCUCUUUAUUUGUAACUUUAGUCAGUAGUGCAUGUGUGCAAACCCCACUAAACAAACCCC
This is a messenger RNA of Eucalyptus grandis, 658 nucleotides long. Its product is annotated as VQ motif-containing protein 31. The transcript has a single exon. Lineage: Eukaryota; Viridiplantae; Streptophyta; Magnoliopsida; Myrtales; Myrtaceae. The record is from RefSeq and is a predicted model, not a curated record. The coding region runs from base 39 to 581 and encodes 180 amino acids.